Messenger RNA from Eutrema salsugineum, 1353 nucleotides. RefSeq names its product ninja-family protein AFP4. Gene Ontology annotation, cellular component: nucleus. Gene Ontology annotation, biological process: negative regulation of DNA-templated transcription; signal transduction. Lineage: Eukaryota; Viridiplantae; Streptophyta; Magnoliopsida; Brassicales; Brassicaceae. Bases 265 to 1212 code for a protein of 315 amino acids. The transcript has a single exon. The record is from RefSeq and is a predicted model, not a curated record.
UAUCGUCAACUAUGCUUCUAAAAUAAUCCAAAAACAUGAUUUCCAGAAAAAUAUAAAAUACUUGCAAAUUGUAGUACUAUAGUUUAUAACACUUGGUAGCAUUUGGUGGUUGUUUUAAGAAAAAUUGUUUCGUCUCUCUCAAAAUCGUGAAAUUAAAAAUUUAAAACGCUUCUGGCUAACAGAUUGCUCCUUCUCUUUUGUCUGUCGAACUCCCUGACCUCAAGUUUCGAUAUUUGCUAAGCAUUUAUUGUUUUGAUUUUGAUUAUGGAGAUGAUAAGAGGCCCAAACGGCGUCGUCAUGCAAAUCCCGAAUCUAUCUGCUAACAAUCUCUUGCAGAAGUUUUUCAUCACAAGCAACCAUUUGUGUCACAGACACCCUGAGAAUGGUGAGAAUCGGGAAGAACCGAAGAAGAAACAAGAAGAAGAAGAAGAAGAAAAAGAUAUUGAGCUAACGUUAGGUCUUUCUCUGAAUGGUCAGUUUGGUACGGAUCCGAGAUCGAGGAAAAGGAAGAACUUUGAAUUGGGUCGAUCUUCUUCGAUACCAGAAGGUUUCGUCUUCGAUGAACAAAUAUCCGGCGGCGUUUUCGGCGGAGACUUCCGGCGGACGGUGGGUCGGGGGGCUUUGGACAUGUUCCAGCUGGAUCGGACACGGUCUCUGCCUGUCGAAACGGAGUUGGAGACGGAAACGAAGAGGAGGCGGUCGGAGAAGACGAUGGCAUUUCUUGAAUUUCAGGUUCCUCCUCCGGAAAAGGAAAAAAACAGUGGCCAAGCCAAGACGGAGAAGUCAAGGGCAUUUUUGGAAUUUCAGGUUCCUCCUCCGACAAGGAGAAAGGAAGAAAAGGUUGGUUUUUAUGACGUCCCCGGUCCGAUCAGCGGGAUGGGUAAAAAAGGAAAUACGGCGAAGAAGAAGAAGAAUGAGGAAGUCUCUGGAAUGGAGAAGGCGAGGAACAUUCUAGAAGACAUGCCGUGUGUGUCGACGAGGGAUGUCGGAGCCGACGGGAAACGAGUGGAAGGGUUUCUGUAUUGGUACGGAGGGAACAAGGAGGAGGUGAAGAUAGUGUGUGUCUGCCACGGCAGUUUUCUUUCUCCGGCAGAGUUCGUCAGGCACGGCGGAGGCACCGUUUCUCCCGUCAGCGACGAAGGUGGUGGUGACGAUGUUGCGAUAAAUCCUCUUAGGCAUAUUGUUGUUAAACUUCCUUCUUCUUCCUUGUAGUUCAUAUUCUUGUGGGUUAUUAUUGCUUAUCCCCAAUUAUUAGAGGUGUCAUUUUUCUUUCUAAACUUUCAAAAUUGUAACUAUGUAUGUCAAAAUAUAAUUUGACCGACUAAUUAAGCUGAAGCAGAAGUUUUUCAACCC